UCGCACGUGACAAAAACACGCACAAAACUAUCAAAGUUACCACGUUUAUUAAGCAAAGACGAUUAAGCCAAAAAAAAACGCAUCAGUCUCAUCAGAAUCCGGAACCUGGAUCAGAUCUAUUCGGGUCGGGUCAUAUCGGAUUAGUAGCUGAUCGGAAAACCGGCAACAUAAUGGCGGCGGCGAGACGAUUACGGACGCUCCAAUCUCAGCCGGAGAACAAGGUCUGUGUCGAUUGCUCCCAGAAGAAUCCACAAUGGGCAUCGGUUUCAUAUGGAAUCUUCAUGUGCUUGGAGUGCUCCGGUAAGCACCGUGGUUUAGGUGUUCACAUCUCCUUCGUCAGAUCCGUCACCAUGGAUUCAUGGUCCGAGAUCCAGAUCAAGAAAAUGGACGCCGGAGGCAACGAGCGUCUCAACAAAUUUCUGGCUCAGUACGGGAUCUCUAAAGAGACCGAUAUCAUCUCCAAGUACAAUUCUAACGCCGCGUCUGUGUAUCGAGAUCGGAUCCAAGCUUUAGCUGAGGGAAGACAAUGGAGAGAUCCGCCGAUUGUUAAGGAAUCGGUUGGUGGUGGAGGGAUGAUUAAGAAGCCUCCGUUGUCUCAAGGCGGUGGUAGAGAUUCUGGUAAUGGUGGAUGGGAUAGUUGGGAUAACGAUGAUUCGUUCAGAUCUACGGAUAUGAGACGGAAUCAAUCGGCGAGUGAUUUUAGGUCAUCGGGAAGUCGUGGUGCUCCGGCGAAGUCGAAAUCGUCGGAGGAUAUAUACUCUCGGUCUCAGCUGGAAGCUUCUGCGGCGAAUAAGGAGAGUUUCUUUGCGAAGAGGAUGGCUGAGAAUGAGUCUAAGCCUGAGGGACUUCCUCCUUCACAAGGUGGUAAGUAUGUUGGGUUUGGAUCUAGUCCUGGUCCAGCUCCGAGAAGCAAUCAACAGAGUGGUGGUGGUGAUGUUUUCUCUGUUAUGUCUGAGGGUUUUGGAAGAUUGUCUCUUGUUGCUGCAUCAGCUGCGAAUGUUGUUCAGACUGGAACCAUGGAGUUUACUUCCAAGGUCAAAGAAGGUGGCUUAGAUCAUACGGUUAGUGAGACUGUUAAUGUUGUUGCGAGUAAGACAACAGAGAUAGGACAGAGGACAUGGGGGAUUAUGAAAGGAGUAAUGGCAAUUGCUUCACAAAAGGUUGAAGAGUUCACUAAAGAAGAAGCAUCAACUUGGAAUCAACAGAAUAAAACCGAGGGCAACGGUUACUACCAGAACUCUGGGAUUGGAAACAAAACAGCAAAUUCAUCUUUUGGAGGGUCACAAUCAUCAUCAAGUGGUCACAACAACAGUUAUCGUAACUCGAAUUCUUGGGAUGACUGGGGAGAAGAGAACAAUACCAAAAAGGAACCAGCACCAAAGGUGUCGACUUCUAAUGAUGACGACGACGGCGGUUGGGCUGGUUGGGAUGAUAAUGAUGCUAAAGAUGAUGAUUUCUAUUAUCAGAGUGCAAGCGAUAAGAAAUCUGUAGGCCACAAUGGAAAAUCAGACACUGCUUGGACCGGUGGAGGUUUUCUCUAGCGGUAUUACAGGAUAAAUGGUGAAAUGAAGUUGUACAAUUAAGGAAAAGCAGAGCCUUGUGGUCAUCUCGUGCUCUGUCACAAGAGAGAGCAGAGUGGUCAUCUCAACCAUUAAAGCCAUCACAGGUCCUUCUUUUCACAUAUCAAUUGCUUGGCGUUCAAUCAAAUCGAUCGUCAUUAUUUGUUCUUCUACAAUAUAUAGUUUCAUUUAUAUUUGUACAAGCUUCACAGUCACAGAGGACUGCUUACUAAACUAUUCGGGUUAGUCUUCAGCUCUUUUUUUGAGAUUCAAACUUUUAUUUUUCUUCAAAUCUGUAAUGACCACAAAAACAAAUUUUCCUUUUUAUUAUCUUUUUUUUCACAUACAACCUUUUGUCCGGUUGCUAUC
Molecule: messenger RNA, 1928 nt
Organism: Arabidopsis lyrata subsp. lyrata
Lineage: Eukaryota; Viridiplantae; Streptophyta; Magnoliopsida; Brassicales; Brassicaceae
Product: ADP-ribosylation factor GTPase-activating protein AGD7
Exons: 4
Coding region: 171-1541 (456 amino acids)
Biological process (GO): vesicle-mediated transport
Molecular function (GO): GTPase activator activity
Source: RefSeq, a predicted model, not a curated record